This is a messenger RNA of Zeugodacus cucurbitae (melon fly), 2005 nucleotides long. It is a transcript of the gene NELF-B, whose product is annotated as negative elongation factor B. Gene Ontology annotation, cellular component: NELF complex; nucleus. The record is from RefSeq and is a predicted model, not a curated record. The transcript has 4 exons. NCBI's taxonomy places the organism in Eukaryota, Metazoa, Arthropoda, Insecta, Diptera, Tephritidae. Gene Ontology annotation, biological process: negative regulation of transcription elongation by RNA polymerase II. The coding region runs from base 170 to 1939 and encodes 589 amino acids.
GUUAAAUUAUAAGAUGAAUAGUCAAUAUUUAAAGUCGUAUUGAAAAAUCUGGCAACUACUUUUUAACAUAAUUUCAUGUAUUAUAAUUUUUCGCGUUCGGAGGAGUGCAUACAAAUAAUUAAUUGCAUCUUAUGACAUAGACUUUCAUUAAAAACGAAUAGUAAUAAAAAUGUCAGUACCACCGAAGUUUGCUGGCACCGGACUAGAAGAAGUGAAUAUUCCUGGCCAAGCAUACCUGAGGGAAGCUCUCACUUCAUGUACCGAUCCGUUGAAAGCGAUUGAAAGUUUUCAGCUGGAAAAUGGUGUACUUUUGCCAUCACUACGUCCAAUGCUGCCGUUACUUGACUUGCAUGGGGUGCGUCGUCUGGAUUUCCAUACAUCCCUGAUGGAGGAGUUGCGGGAAAAGCUAAUUGCUCAUAUUAAUGAAUUAGGACAAAAGGAUCCACGUGAACGCGAUAAAAAGCUAAGAGAAUUGUUGAUUAAAAGUUUUCCCGUUGUGCGCGUUAAGGCUCUACGCCCUGUUGUAAUGGCAAUUUUGCGGAACACGCAACAUAUUGACGACAAGUAUUUGCGAAUACUUGUACGAGAUCGCGAACUCUAUUCGGACACGGACACAGAAGUAAAACGCCAGAUUUGGCGAGACAACCAAUCGCUCUUUGGUGAUGAAGUCUCACCACUUCUAUCGCAGUACAUUCGUGAGAAGGAACACGUAUUAUUCGAUCAUACCAAUUUGAACAAUCUAUUCUUCCAUCCCUCGCCCAAGGUUCGUCGUCAAGGUGAAGUGGUGCAAAAGUUGGCGAAUAUGAUUGGGCAAAGUGUUAAACUGUACGACAUGGUGUUGCAGUUUUUACGAACACUAUUCUUACGUACCCGUAAUGUUCAUUAUUGUACACUGCGCGCUGAAUUAUUGAUGGCACUACAUGAUUUAGAGGUGCAGGAAAUUAUCUCAGUCGAUCCAUGUCAUAAGUUUACUUGGUGCUUGGACGCUUGCAUUCGAGAGAAAAAUGUAGACAUAAAAAGGUCACGCGAGUUGCAAGGUUUUCUAGAUAAUAUAAAGCGUGGCCAAGAGCAGGUCUUAGGUGAUUUGUCUAUGACCUUAUGCGAUCCGUACGCCAUCAAUUUUCUAGCAACAUCAGCAAUAAAAAUUUUACAUCAUUUGAUCAAUAAUGAAGGACUACCGCGAGAUAAUACCAUUCUCAUUUUACUAUUGCGUAUGCUUGCGCUGGGAUUGAGUGCAUGGGUAAUGAUCGAUUCUCAAGAUUUCAAGGAACCAAAACUUGAUUGUCAAGUGGUUACAAAGUUUCUGCCUGCAUUAAUGUCACUCAUGGUGGAUGAUCAAUGCCGUAGUUUGCAUUCGAAACUACCACCAGACGAGCGUGAAUCGGCACUUUGUACCAUUGAGCAUUCAGGUCCAGCACCAGAUGCUGUUGAGGCUUAUAUACAGGAGAGCUCCGUAGCCAGUAUAUUGGCCAUGUAUUAUACCUUACACACGGCGCGCCUAAAAGACCGAGUUGGCGUUUUACGUGCAUUAGCAAUAUUAUCUGCAUGCAAGGACGAUCGCGCAUACGAGGAUCCCUUUCUACAUUCACUCAUCGCUUUACUUAUUCCAAUGGCUGAUGAAUUUUCUGCUGAAGAUUUCUGCACAACACUUUUCGACGAGUUCCUUUUCGUUGGCUUGACUCGUGACAAUGUCACCCGCCAUAUGUUGAAGCUUUUGUGGUAUGUGCACAAUAAAUUGCCGCCAGGCAGAUUGACCACGCUCAUGAAAGCUAUACAGCCCACAACGGGCCAUAACGAGACCGUUCACAAGUUAUAUGAGACACUGCAGGAACGAAUUGGUACAACCAUACAUGAGGGCCCAAUGCCGGAGCAGCAAGAAGUAGAUUUCGAUUCGCCCUUAAAGAGUGUACCCACUCCAGGGCCGGCUUAUAUGCAGUAGAUUUUAGAUAUUUUUUAUAAUAUACGCUUUUUUUUGUAAUAAAAUAACCAGACAAAUUUAAUUUAA